Messenger RNA from Acanthaster planci (crown-of-thorns starfish), 8183 nucleotides. RefSeq lists its product as uncharacterized. The record is from RefSeq and is a predicted model, not a curated record. NCBI's taxonomy places the organism in Eukaryota, Metazoa, Echinodermata, Asteroidea, Valvatida, Acanthasteridae. Gene Ontology annotation, biological process: fatty acid biosynthetic process. Gene Ontology annotation, molecular function: 3-oxoacyl-[acyl-carrier-protein] synthase activity; phosphopantetheine binding; oxidoreductase activity.
AUGUAUAUACAUUUAUUCAAUGUGUGUACUGUAUUUCGCAAACACAUCGAACAAAAAUUUGGUUUGAAAAGGUAUAAAUCAUUUGGUCGUUUUUUAAAGAUCUUUAUGGAACAGGAAGGGCGAACCUAGGGAAGGCUGUCUUACAUUUUAACGUAAUGUUAUUACCCUUUGAAGAUCGACGGCGUUACCUCCGUGGUCACGUGGAGGGACCUCAGACCUUCUCGUCUCAACAGCUGGGUCAUUCUAUAAAUUAGAGGUCCAUUUUUUUCGUGUCCCUGUUACAUUUGACAUGCGAUUCUGUAAGCUCAGAACAUAUUCUAUAAUUUCCAACAGUGGUACAUUAAUGUAACUUAACUGUCAAACAAAUAGAAACAGUUAGUAAUAAGUUUCAGUGAUAUUUCCAUGUCAAAUUACACAGGUCAGGUGUAACAGGGACACAAAAAGUCACACUUUUGGACCCUGAAGUUAUAGGAUGACCCAGCUGUGUCGCCCCACAAUAAAUUUAGAAAUUUGAGAAAGAAAACCAAAUCCCUGUACAUUUUGAAUACCGAAUUAAAAACACCUUCGGAGUGUUCUAAAACUGAUUUUCAUGUGUCGCAUUAAGGAGAUUGGAUGGCAGUACAUUAUUCAUAAACUGUGCUUUUGGUUUGGAUAUUUUGAAGGAAGCAAGAUAAGUCUGGUUAUCACCGAGUCGCACAGCAAACCGGCCAACAUGAAACAGCCACCUGCAACUCCCAAGACUCCAAUCGCUAUAGUCGGCAUUGGAUGCCGGAUGCCAGGUGGAGUAGACUCUCCCCAAUCCUUCUGGGAUGUCUUAAUCAAGCAGAAGGAUAUGGUCAGCGAAGUACCUGCUGACCGCUGGUCUUUGGACUCCUUUCAUGACCCUGACCAGUCCAACCACAGCAAGAUGGUGACACGCCGCGGCGGCUUUGUGCAUGACAUAGACAAGUUCGACAACACCUUCUUCAAGAUUUCGCCCCGAGAGGCAAGCUCCAUGGACCCCCAGCAGCGCCACAUCCUUGAGGUCACUUAUGAGGCUUUCCAGGAUGCUGGUAUCAUCCCGACUGAUCUCGGAGAAUCCUGUGGCGUCUAUAUCGGCGUGGGAAUGAUGGACUAUGCGGUGAUGCUCACAGAAACCUCUCUGAUUGGUCCCUACAUGCACACGGGAACAGCCCACUCUUCUGUAGCCAAUAGGAUCUCCUAUGUGUUUGACCUGCGUGGACCUUCCUUCGCUGUCGAGACAGCAUGUGCUUCAUCCAUAACAGCAAUGCAUUUGGCCUGUGAUGCUAUUUGGAAUGGCGAAUGCACCCAUGCAGUUGCUGGAGGCUGCAAUGCCCUGCUCAUCCCAGAGACCACUGUGGGGUUCAGCGCUCUCGGUGUUCUGUCCGCCGAGGGCAAAUGUUGCCCUUUCUCCGACGGUGUGAAUGGCUACGUCCGUAGUGAGGGCUUUGGUGCAUUCAUUCUAAAAACUCUGGAUGCAGCAGUAGCUGAAAACGAUCACAUCUAUGCCGUUAUCAGUGGUAGCUCCAUUGCAGCCAAUGGCUCCUGCAAGAGUUUGACCAUGCCCUCGGGCCCAGCACAGGAGAUGGUGAUGAGAAAUGCAUAUGAACGUUUUGGCAUUCCUACCUCCUCAGUGCAUUAUGUUGAGGCUCACGGCACAGGAACACCCGUGGGUGAUCCCAUCGAAGCGGAGGCUAUCGGACGUAUCUUCGGUACCCAAGACAAAACCCCUGUCAAAAUCGGAUCGGUGAAGAGCAAUUUUGGGCACAACGAGUGCGCAGCAGGUAUCACUUCCUCCAUCAAAGUAGCUCUGAUGUUGGACAAGAAAACUCUAGCACCAACCAUCAACCACCACAAACCAAAUCCAAAUAUAGACCUCAAAGGUCUUAAUCUCGAAGUACAGACAACGACUGAAUCAAUUAAAGACGACGAAGGUCUGUACACAAUUGGUCUUAACAGUUUUGGAUUCUCUGGAGCAGUAGCCCAUAUGAUCUUCCAAGAGGCACCACAGCGUCAAAAGAAGUCGGAGACUCCCAAAGCUAACUGGAAGUUUGGAGAUGCCGAUCAAGUUGGGAGGCCGAUCAUCCUUCCCCUCUCUGCUAAGUCCAAAGAUGCCCUUAACGACCUGGCACAGAAAUGGCUGGAGUUUGAAUGUGACAAUGAUGCACUCGGUGUUGUUUCUUGGCAAGCAUCACGAAGAGAUCAGCACCCGUACCGCCUGGCUGUCAUUGCUAAUUCGGGAGCUUCCUGCAGACAGAGUCUUGAGAGAUUCCUUCAAGGCGCAGUGUCAGAGAAAGUGAUAUCUGGAACAGCUCCUCAAGCCAAGCCUAAGAUUUGCUUCGUCUUCCCUGGACAAGGACAACAGUGGGUAGACAUGGGCCGUAAACUGUACAGAGCUGACAGUGUAUUCAAGGAGAGUAUUGACAGAUGUGACUCCGUUUACCGGAAGAUAUCAGGGUGGUCUUUGCUUGAGACAUGCAGCUUGUUCAACGGCAACACUAUCGAUCCCAAAACCUCCCCAUACUCAUCCGUUGACGACGCACUUAAUCAAGUAGAAGUCGUUCAGCCAGCCAUCACCUUCAUCCAGGUUGCAUUGCUUCAUCUGUGGAAGCACCUGGGGGUUUAUCCAGAUGUCGUUGUAGGCCACAGUGUUGGGGAAAUAGCAGCAGCUUAUGCCUGUGGAGGACUGACGCUAGAGGAGGCAAUAUCUGUGAUCUACCACCGAAGUCACGAGCAAGCAAAGCAGAAAGGAACUGGGAGGAUGGCAGCACUGAGAGCUACUAAGGAACAAGCUGAAGAAAUAUGCAAAGAACAUGAGCAUCUGUACAUAGCAGCCGUCAACGCACCUGGGUCCAUGACACUUGCAGGGAACACUGACAUCAUAGCAGAAGUGGUUCAGAACAAUCCUGGAAAGGCCAAACAACUGCGAGUCACAUGUGCUUUCCACACUCCUGAGAUGGAUCCAAUCAAGGAGCCAUUCAUGGCAGCCAUGAAAGGCGUAGUCAACAGUGAAAGUGGCAAGCGUGACGUACCCUACUACUCAACUGUCACGGGUGCAUACUACGCUGGAAGUUUUGGCACUGACUACUGGUGGAGCAACAUCAGGAGUGCUGUGCUCUUCCAGCCUGCUAUCGAGGCUGUUCUGCAGGAGACCAAGGCAGACAUCUUCCUGGAGAUUGCAGCUUCCAACACUCUUCUGACACCCAUCAAGCAGAUUGCUCAUGCCCUCGACCCAAAGAAUCCACCUGUCAUCAUCAAUUCCAGUCUCCGAGACAAGGACGAUCUACUGAACAUGCAGCGAGCAGUUGCAUCUAUAUACGUGAAUGGUAGCCAUCUUGACUGGUGCAAGAUAACAGACAAUGCAGCAGAGUGGGCUCCAGUUCCAACUUAUCCCUGGCAACACCAGUCCUUUUGGCUAGAAACAGACCAGAGGCAAAAACGUCGCCUUGGUUUGGAUGAUCGUACCAUCAAAGGCCAGAACGGCAAAUUCACACUGGAUAUGUUCCCCUUCCUGGCUGACCAUGUAGUUGGGAACCGCAUUGUCUUUCCAGGUGCCGGCUAUGUCGAGUUCAUGAUUCAAAUGGGAUUUUCCCAGACAGAGCAACCAGCUUUUAAGAACAUAAACUUUACACGUGUCCUCCCUUGGCCUGAGGACACUGACCCCAAAAAGUGUACCCUCAAACUUGGGCUGGUGAAAGAUGGAGCAAAAAUGCACGUUACCUGUGAGGGAAAUCAGCACAGCGAUGCCCAGAUGGAGUCUUUGUCAAGUAAGACUUCGGAAACCUGCCUCCCACUGAGGGAAAUCCAAGCCAGAUGUACCACUGAGGUCGGCAGUGAACUGUUCUACUCAAGGUUGGCAGCCGUUGGACUCAAAUAUGGCCCUGCAUUCCAGCCAGUGGAGAAGAUGUUUCUCGGAGAUGGUGAGGCAUUAGCCAUCUUGAAUCCGGUGGCAGACAACAAACAAAGGAUCCAAAUUGCUCACUUUGACGCCACUUUCCAACUUGUCCUUUCCGCUGUGGGCCCAUUCAGUGCUAUGUAUCUUCCAGUACGGAUCGACUCCUUACAGAUGACAACUGAGACUAUCCCAUCUGGUGAAAAGAUUCUCGCCUACACCAAGAUCCAUGAGUACGACAGCACUUAUAUCGGAGCAGAUAUUGCCAUGCUCACGCUUGAUGGACAACUGUUGGUCGACGUGAAAGGUUUCCUGGCCCAGAACUUCAGUGGCAACAAAUCAGAUGUUCCUAUCGAGUCAUGUGUUUACACGACUCAAUGGCAGCCUGCCUCAGCACACACACUGCCAACAUCGGUACUUUCUGAGGCCAUGGAGGAAUCAAACCUGCAGAAAAUCUGCCCUGAUGAGAUGGACGGUCUCCUGAGGGCUACAGAAGUCCUUAAGGAUCUUGAAGGAGUGUGUGUAUCUUACGUCCAAAAUGCCCUGGCUAAAGUUCCAUCUCGGGAGAUAGAUGAAAAUGUCGCCAAAUACAUCACAAGAAUCAAGUCCAUUCUGGCAAACACUAAGACGAAGCCCGUCCCCUACCGCGACAUUCCAGAGGUCCUCAGAAACGUCCUCAACAUGGCACCAGAGCUGAAUGCUGAGGUUAAUUUGGUGAAGCGUUUUGGAGACACGUUGCCCGACACACUAAAAGAUCCACAAGUAGGACUGUCUGUCUUGUACCCAGAAGAAGCAUUAGACAAGUACUUUCACGAGUCACUUAGCGCCACACUGUACUACAAGGCCACAUCCCAAGCUGUUGUCAAAUCCAUACGUGAGGCUGUCAAACACAAGACAGUUGUAAGGGUGCUUGAGUUAGGGGGUCAAAGUGGAAGCCUGACACGGAUGAUUGUUGAACCUCUGAAGGACAUGGGUCUCACCGAGCAGCUGGAGUAUGUCUUCACAGAUGGCAACAAGAAAUUGCUUCAGCAGGUUCAGGACAAUCUGAGUGAGUUCUCCUUCAUAGAGUAUAAGCAGUUGGACAUCAAGAAGAAUGCUAAAGAGCAAGACUUUGUUGCCAAUAGCUUUGACCUUGCCAUUUGUGUCAAUGCAUUGCAUGCUACCAACAAUAUUCAUCAGAGUGCUUCAAACGUAAGAAACCUUGUAAGUCCAGAUGGCUUGAUGUUCAUCCUUGAGAACACCAGCAUGCACAUCUUGGCUGAUUUCUUCUCUUUGGCUGCUGAGGAAGCGCAUCUCCUCUCAAGACAAGGCUGGGUUGAUACCCUAGUUAGUGUUGGGCUUCAGGAUGUUAAAUCUGCUUCUACCUCACAAGAGUUCUUCUACAGUGUGUUUGUAGGUCGCAAGCCAGCAGUGUCUCCUCAAGUGAAAAAAGCUGACAACAAACUCCUCAUUAUUCAAAAUGACAAUAGUCAGUUCACAAAAAAGUUUCUCCAAAGUUACAAAGGAAAGCCAGAGAUUUGCAAGUUCUCUACGGUCACAUCUUUCAGUCAUGUCAUUAGUGAGCAUACAACAGCUCCAGCCGAGGUGAUGUACAUCUACAGUGAUGAGGAUUCCAAGCUUUAUGCUCUCCUGAGACUCUUCCAGGCAGUGGAGUCAUACCCUGAGGCUGUCAAGCGUGUCUGGGUUCUAACAACAGGUGGCAACAAUGGCUCACAAAAUCCACAGGCCUCCUUAGCUGUUGGUCUAGCUAGGGCUGUCAGCAAUCAGGUUCCAACGGUUCCAAUAUUCGCCAUUGAUUUUGACCCCUCUUCUACAGUUGAUGAGAAUGUACAUGAGUUGCUGAGCUUGAUGAAUGACGAUGAACCCGGUGAGCAAGAGAUUAUCAUCAGGGGAGGGGAAAAACAUGUGCCUCGUCUUAUCCAUCAAGAUCUUCAUCAAGUCAGCAAAGUACAGUCUAAGACGUGGCGUGUGGAGCAAGAUCUCAAAGGUCCAAGGAGCAACAAUGCCUCCAUUGAUGAUCUUGCUUUCCAUGAUGUUCCUGAUCUAGAAAUUCCUUCAGGUCAUGUCAAGAUUGCUGUUAAGGCAGCUCCGCUAAAUUUCAAAGAUGUGAUGAUGGCACUUGGUCUCCUUGAGGGACUAGAAAGUGAUGUGCAUCCAUCCUUUGGUCUGGAGUGUGCUGGCAAGGUCGUUGAGGUCGGAAGUGAGGUGACUGACCUGAAAGUCAAUGAUAAUGUCAUGGCUUUUGGAAAGAACUGUUUUGCAUCUCAUACAGUCUGUGAUUCCCGACUGACUGUCCACAAGCCAGAGAAUUUAAGCUGGGUGGACAGUUCGAGUGUUGGAGUCAUUUUUGCAACAGCAUACCUUAGUUUGGUAGAUCGAGCCAACUUGAAGAAGGGUGAGACAGUCUUGAUCCAUUCAGCCUGUGGUGGUGUUGGCCUGGCAGCAAUUCAGAUUGCCCGCAUGAGAGGAGCUACGAUUAUCUGCACAGCGGGUACUGAAACGAAACGGUCCUACCUUCGUAACGAACUUGGCAUGCACUUCGUCAGUGACUCUCGCUCCUCAAAAUUCUAUGAUGAUGUCAUGGAGUGGACAGAUGGCAAGGGAGUGAAUGUUGUCCUUAAUUCUCUGUCAGGAAAGCUGUUACAGACGGGUCUUUCACUACUGAGUCCUGGAGGCAGAUUCUGCGAAAUUGGAAAAAGGGACAUCCUACAGAGCUCUAGUCUUCCCAUGAAUUUCUUCCUGGAAAACAAGGUAUUCCACUCCUGUCAGCUUGACAUCUUGAUGAAACAGCGUCCAGAAGAGGUUCAGUGUGUCAUGAGAAAGGUUGUCUCACUGUUUGAAGAUAAAACUCUGCAACCCAUUCCAACUAGCGUGUACUCUAUCGAAAACCUGAAGGAAACCUUCCGGGUCAUGUCCAAAGGAUCUCACAUCGGCAAAAUUGUCUUUGAGGUGCCUGAAAAUUUCCAGCCAAAGGAUGUACAACCUUCUCUCUGCCAGUUCAAGUCAAACGCAACUUACAUUGUCACUGGAGGGUAUGGAGGAAUUGGACAAGCCCUCUCCAGGUGGCUGUGUCUGAAUGGAGCAAAGCAUAUUGCCCUCGUAUCUAGAAGAGGAGCAACGACAGCAGCGGCAAAGCGGACACUGAACUUCCUGAAGAAAAACAAAGUCAAUAUCUAUGAGUUUCCUCUGGACAUCUCAAACAAAGCCGGUGUACAGGAUCUACUGAGAACACUACGACAAAAUAAGACAACUCCACCAGUUAAGGGAAUCUUUCAUCUUGCUGGAGUCAUUGAUGAAGAGAGCCUCUCUGAGGUAACUCCAAACCAGAUGGAUCGUAUCCUUGGAGCCAAGGCCCUUGGAGCUCAACACUUGAGCGAGCUGACUCAAGAUGACAACCUGGAAAUCUUCUUCAUGCUGUCCUCAAUCUCCACAACCUGGGGCCACCAAGCACAGCCCUGCUACUGUGCAGCUAACGCCUACCUUGAUGCUCUGGCUGAGAGCAGACACAGCAGAGGACUGCCAGCUCUCUCCGUGCAGCUGGCACCAGUCAAAGGAGCUGGGUACCUGGAGGACAAGGGACAAACAGUGAAAGUCCUGGCCAUGAAGGGAUGCUACCAACUACAUGUGGAUGAAUUCCUGCAGGUGCUUAGUCAGCUGCUGCCAAGGCGAGAUCUCCCAGUUGUAACAUUUGCAAAUCAGGACUGGGGAAUAACACAGACCACCUGCCACAAGUCCACGUUGAAAUUCCAUCACCUGGCAACAAGGAGCAAAGGCACAGCAACCAAGGGAGAAACCCAGCAAAUGGAACUAGCUGACUUGGAAACCAGCAUCAAAUCCAAGAUGGCCGAGCUCCUGUGUAUGUCAGAGGAAGCCAUCGACAUCAGCCAGCCCAUGGUUAACUAUGGAGUGGACUCCUUGGUCGCCUUGGAGAUUGCCAACUGGGCAACGCAUCAACUUGGAGUAGAGAUCUCCCAGCUGGACAUCCUGGGUGGCAUGACGACAGUGGAGCUGAUUGAUAAGGCCACUGAAGCUAACUAGGUAUUCUAUCACACAGACACUUGACUGCUGAUUCUGAACGAGGCCACAAAUCUUUAACUGUAUUUAUCAAGUUAUGAAUUGUGCAUCAAAAUUUAUCAAACUUCAACUACUGAAAAAAAAGACUUUUUUUUUUACGGGCCAAAAUGUCCUACAUGAUACAUUAACCCUGACCCCCUACGGCAUUUUUGCUAGCUACCCUCCUCAAUCCUCCAGAAACCUCCAAAUGGGGGGGGUGAAAAAAAUGGAUUGUCCC